AGUGACUUUUGGACGAAGAGAAAAAUUUUCGUCGGAUUCGUCAUUCCUCUUUUUUUUGGUUUUGUGUCUUCCUUUUUUUCUGCAAAUAAAGGGCUCAAAUGAGCCACUCCUGUCGGUUUUUCAAUGCAAAAAGCCAUCCUUGUGCAUUUACAUUAAUUCCCCGUACGAGGACUAUGUGCUUUACAUGGGAAUAAAGUGCUAAAAGAGUGAGUGAAAAAAAUUUGUGAGGAAAGUCUGCAAGAGGGACGUGGUGGAGCUGAAACUGAAGACUUUAUCAUUCAGAGCUGUGGGAAUUUUUGGUGUAUUUGUUCCCUCCCCGAUAUUGGCGUUGUGUGUGGAAAAGUGCAACAUUUCGGGCAGCGAGCAUUGAGGGAAAAUGUCGCUGUUCAACAUAUUCGGGAGCAACAAGAAGGGUCAAUCGAAGGAUGGCGCCAGCAAAGGCGGAGCCCUCAACAUUGGAACACCCACAAAUGUCGUUCAUGGGGUGCACGUUAGCAAGAAUCACCUCACGGGGGACCUCGAGGGUCUCCCCAAGCAGUGGCAGAAGGUUCUCAAUGCCCUCAUUACGCAGGAUGAGCAGCAAGAGAACCCAGACGCCGUGUAUCAAGCAUUGAAAUUCUACAAUUAUUCCAUAAAGAAGAAGGACCAAACAGAACCAUUCAAGCCAUUCAUCACGGAGGAGGCUAUUGUGGAGGAAUCAGCUGAAAUUGAUAAGUACAUGAAUAAGAAUGUCCAGCACCCUAGUGCUGAUUCCCUGGGUGGGAAGAGUAGCAGCGAUGAAAGCUACUCAUCCGACACACCACCACCACUCCCGGAGAAACGCCCAAUAACGUCCCUGCCGAAGCCCAAACUCCUUCCCAAGCCAAAAGUAAAAUUACCCGUCCCGGCCAAGAUACACAGUAACUUCGACAACGUCCAGGAUCUUUCGCAAAUUAGCCACAUAGAGCAACCAGAGUCCAAUAUUGACGAUGGGCUCAUCCUCCGGGCAAAGGAUAAGGAUGCCAUGAAACGCAUCCCCAAGACGGAUGAGCAGGUUUACAGUGAACUCCGGAGCAUCUGCAAUCUUAAUGAUCCCACGGAGAGAUAUGAAACGAAAUUAGAGGUUGGCAAAGGAGCUUCCGGUGUGGUUUUCAUUGCAUUGGAUUUGGAGACAGAGCAGAAGGUGGCAAUAAAGACGAUUGAUUUGAAGAGUCAAACAUCGAAAGAGCUCAUUCUCAAUGAGAUUCGUGUGCUUAAGGAUUUCAAUCACAAAAACCUCGUUAAUUUCCUAGAUGCGUACUUUUUGGAACCGGAGAAUCAGCUCUGGGUGGUGCUGGAGUACAUGGAUGGGGGUCCACUUACGGACGUUGUCACGGAGACGGUGAUGAAGGAACGCCAAAUAGCUGCGGUGUGUCGGGAAGUUUUGAAUGCCAUCACUUUCCUACACUCACGUGGGAUCAUUCAUCGAGACAUUAAAUCCGACAACAUCCUCCUUGGUAUGGAUGGGAGUGUUAAAGUGACGGAUUUUGGAUUUUGUGCCAAUAUCGAGGGAGAUGAGAAGCGUCAAACGAUGGUGGGUACACCGUAUUGGAUGGCACCGGAAGUUGUGACGCGUAAGCAGUAUGGGAAGAAGGUGGAUAUCUGGUCGAUUGGUAUAAUGGCAAUUGAGAUGAUUGAAGGGCAGCCGCCGUAUCUCAACUCAGCUCCCCUGAGGGCUCUCUACCUCAUUGCAGCUAAUGGGCGGCCUGAGAUUAAGAGUUGGGAUAAAUUGUCGCAAAAUCUACAGGAUUUCCUGGAUCGUUGUCUCCAAGUUGAGGUAGAUCGACGUGCAUCGGCGGAAGAGCUGCUGCGGCAUCCCUUCCUCGAUGAUUGCAUGGAACUCCGUACGCUCACGCCACUCAUAAAGGCCGCACGACGAAUCCUCAAGAGGGAUUAGUUGUGAUACACGGCAGCAUUUCUUCUCUACAAUACGUCGAACUAUGUAUUGAGUGCCUUUGGAACGAAUCAUUCUUUGUGAAUUUUACUAAAAAAAAAACCAACACCAUGCAUCACGAUUUUUUGUUUCUCUGUCGUCAUUCACUUAAUUUUCCCAAUUUUGUGGGCAAUAAAAUGCAUUUUCCCAAAAGGAAUUUAUUUUGUGAAAUUUGUAAAAAUUUAAUUAGGAGUUUAUUAAAAAUAAAAACUCCCCCAUUUAGGCUGUAAAAUCAAUCAAAAUAAACAUUCAACGAUGACGGGGAAAUUGGAAAAAAUGCUGCAUUGUGUAAUUCGAGAGUAUUUCAGAACAAAUAUCUCCACAUUCCGCACUCUAAUAUUGGUUCUUCCUCCACAAUAUCGCAACACUGAGGGAAAUAUUUUUGAAAUUAAUGUUUUUUGAUAAAAAAAAUUGUCAUACAUAUUAAAAAGAAAAUUAAUUAUACAAAAAAAGUCUUAAAUAUUCAACAAAUUUUGCACAAAUUUCAGUAUUUUGAUAAAAAAUAAAAUUUCGAUGAAUGUGCAGUUUUAUCACAAAGAAAAAAAAAUAGUAAAAAGAAAAAAUUUCACGACAAUUUACUAUGAAAAGCUUAGAAUAUAGAUUUAAAGAGAAAAAAAUGAUUUUAAGAUUUAUCGCAUAAGAUGACUUAUUGAGAAAUGAAAUUAUUGUGUUUUAGAGAUUAAGUGAGAGCUUAGAGCUUCAUUACAUUAUAUACACAAUGAGAUAGUGGCCAGACAAUUGAUUUUUUUCUUUCCCCUUCCCCCUCAUUCUAUAUUGUAUAGUUAAAUAAUUUUUCCUUCCCCACCAAAAGUGAUAUUUUUUCCAAAAAGUGAUUUUUGUGUGAAAAAUAAUUACUUUUUUAUUUUCUUAUUAAAUAAAUUGAAAAAUCAUCGAGUUUUUUCAAAGGUCAGCAAUUUAAAAAGAAAAAUGUAGUGAGAAAGUAUAAAAUAAUAUAAUAAAUAAAAUGCAAUUACACACAGAGAAAAAUAAAUUGAAGGGAAAUUAAGAAGAGAAAAUCCAAAAGUCUGAUAAAAAAGGGUUUACAUGCAAAUUUUUUUGCUCUAAGAAUACAAUUCCAAAUGAAUAUAUUUUGAUAUAAAUGAGGAAUUAUAUACCUUUUUAAUCUUUAUAUACAAUUUUGAGCACAAGAUAAAAUUGUUUUGAGAUGAGAAAAAAACAAUUGAGGACAGAUUUUUUUUUGUAAAUAUAAAAAUUGAUGUGUUAUUUGUAAAUUUUUAAAAUGAAAUUACUUCAAAUAAAUAUUAAAAUGAAA
This is a messenger RNA of Lutzomyia longipalpis, 3224 nucleotides long. It is a transcript of the gene Pak3, whose product is annotated as serine/threonine-protein kinase PAK 2. NCBI's taxonomy places the organism in Eukaryota, Metazoa, Arthropoda, Insecta, Diptera, Psychodidae. Gene Ontology annotation, cellular component: cytoplasm. The transcript is spliced from 2 exons. The record is from RefSeq and is a predicted model, not a curated record. Gene Ontology annotation, molecular function: protein serine/threonine kinase activity; ATP binding. Gene Ontology annotation, biological process: intracellular signal transduction; protein phosphorylation; regulation of MAPK cascade. The coding region runs from base 377 to 1915 and encodes 512 amino acids.